UUUAAUCAGAAAUAAAGUUACAUCGGACACGUUUGUACUCUAUUCCUAUUCGACUGCUUAGUAUAUAUUUCUACAACAUUAAUACGAACCGUGCAUUUUGGUUUUGGAUUUCAAAAAACAAAAAUUACUCGUGUCCAGGAAUCCUGAAUCAGGAAUCACCCAAACCGGGUGUCACCAAAUCUCAGUGCACACGUAUAAGAAGUCGGAAUAGUUAAGGGUCAGCGUAUCAAGAUGGUUAAACUUAGCCAACAACUAAUUGAAGCCCGCGGCAAAGGCUUGGACUAUCGCCAAAUUCUCAAUCUGAACAUAUGGGGAACCGAUCUUGAUGAUAUCAGCAUCUUUACGGAGAUGCCUUUACUGGAAAUUCUCUCUUUGAGCCUUAACCAAGUGACCACAUUGCAGGGCCUCAGGAACUGUCACAAUCUGAAGGAGUUGUAUUUACGGAAAAACCUGAUCGCAGACAUUAGUGAAUUAAAUUACCUAAAGGGUGCCAAGAACCUAAAGACUUUCUGGCUCUUGGAGAAUCCUUGCGCAGAUACCCUUGGUGAUAACUAUCGCCGCUCUGUGAUAAAACAUUUGCCGCAGUUGAGAUUCCUGGAUGGUGUCGCAAUUACCGACGCAGAAUUGGAAUCUGCCCUUAACGAUGAGCCCCCUAUGCCCCCUAUGCCCCCUAGGGCUGAGCCCAGAGGUCCUCCACCUGAAGAAGUAAACCCCAUACCCAGACGUGCUUCUAAUAAGAACCGUCGGGAGGAAAAUAAAAAGGAACGAGAGCAAGAGAAGUUGGACAAAGAAAUUGAUCGCAAACGCACGGCAAACUCUAGUUGCCAUGUAGAGAAAUCGCGACGUGCUAGUCCCCCAGCACCGCUAGAGAUUAGCCGUCCAGUUGUCCAGGAACGCCCACCUUCCGGCAACGGUGAUGGCAAUCAUAUGGAGCAACAGAGUGAGCCGACCAUGCCGAUGCAACCAAUGCAGCCUAUGCCACAAGCUGCACAAGGACCGCAGACAAUCCAUGUACAACACGGGCCACUAGCCCAUCAAAUGCCCCAAGUGAGCCAGGUAUCCCAGAUGGCCCAGAUGCCAUCAAUGCAACAAUUGACAAUGCAACCAUCGACAUCUCAGAGUGCAGCUGCUUCGCGCAGCUUCUGGUCUGGAUCUCCGGGGCCAGACUUUUCGCAAAACGAUCGCUAUAUGGAGCAGAUGAAUUAUCAACGUUCACAUGACCCGAUGUCAUCGAAUUUUAUGGGAGGAUGCCGCCAGGAAGAAAUGGAGAAAAUGCACUAUCAAGCUGCCAAUUCGAUGAUGUUCCCAAUGAACAAUGCUGCUUCUCCUAAUCAUCGUGAGCAUUAUGGGCGCAGUGGUCCAGUGCGUUCCAAUGUCAACAUAUUGUCGUCGAUCCGUUACCUGAUCCGUGAACUGGACCCAGCCAGCUUGGUGGUGCUCGGUCAAGCCAUUCAUGAGCAGAUGGCCAAGAUGCUACCCUCCGAUUAAAUCCAAAUAUUUCGUUCCCGUACAGUUAGCAGGUCACGAUUAAUCGUGAUUCAUAGCUAUUCAAAAUUUUCAAGUUAAUUUACGUUCCGAUGAGUUUAAUUCUACUAGACUGAAAGAUGCUUUUGGCGAAAAAAAAUUGGAAAUUCUUGUCAAUCAACCGAAAUCAGAAUGCCAGAUUCCGAUGUGAAGAAUGAAAGCCAUCAGCUUAAUUACAUUUGUAAUUGUUAAUUUUUGCAAACUAGUUAUUGCAUUCUUGAGUGUUCGAUAUGUGCAUAAAUAUAAUUAAUAUGUCACAUAAACUUUAAA
This is a messenger RNA of Drosophila willistoni, 1794 nucleotides long. RefSeq lists its product as uncharacterized. Gene Ontology annotation, molecular function: protein binding. Gene Ontology annotation, biological process: cytoskeleton organization. The coding region runs from base 232 to 1488 and encodes 418 amino acids. Lineage: Eukaryota; Metazoa; Arthropoda; Insecta; Diptera; Drosophilidae. The record is from RefSeq and is a predicted model, not a curated record. The transcript is spliced from 2 exons.